AUGCAUAUGAUUGGUCAAAGUGCAGGUCUUACCGCGCGUCCUGAUCCAGAUGGCUACGAUUCAGCUGGUACUGUAGAUAUAUAUGUCAAGGGAGGAGAUGACGACCGGAAGAAGUAUAAGGACAAGGACCCCUGGCAGGCGGCUCGGGAAUUGAAGCGCCUAUGGGACGUUUAUGACGGCGAUGACAAAGCGUACAAGCCUACUACUCCGACAAUCGAAAACGCGGAGAGUUAUGCAGCUGCAGCGCUCGAGUUUUAUUUCCUGGGUCGGUGUGCGGUCGGAGUUUGGUCCACAGCAGAGCAAGAAGUACAAUUCCAAUAG
This is a messenger RNA of Parastagonospora nodorum SN15, 321 nucleotides long. RefSeq lists its product as hypothetical. Bases 1 to 321 code for a protein of 106 amino acids. NCBI's taxonomy places the organism in Eukaryota, Fungi, Ascomycota, Dothideomycetes, Pleosporales, Phaeosphaeriaceae. The record is from RefSeq and is a predicted model, not a curated record. The transcript is spliced from 2 exons.